Molecule: messenger RNA, 4320 nt
Organism: Megachile rotundata (alfalfa leafcutting bee)
Lineage: Eukaryota; Metazoa; Arthropoda; Insecta; Hymenoptera; Megachilidae
Gene: Girdin
Product: protein girdin
Biological process (GO): cytoskeleton-dependent intracellular transport; cytoplasmic microtubule organization
Cellular component (GO): cytoplasm; centrosome
Molecular function (GO): microtubule binding; dynein light intermediate chain binding
Source: RefSeq, a predicted model, not a curated record
UUUUAUAAAAGAAGAUGAUAAGGUCAUUUUUUAAAUAUUGCUUUAAUAAUUAAUGUGUAAACAUAAAAAUGGCUUCUUCUGAAAUUGAUGAUUUACUGUCUGGACCAUUGGUAACUUGGUUUACCAGUUGCCUUGAGGAUCCUAAUUUGUUAACAAGUUAUGAUGAUUUGGUAGAUGGCAUAUUAUUGCAUAAUGUGUUUUUACAAAUAGAUCCAGAACCUCUAUGCGAUGAAAUAAUACCUCCAGAAGGAAGUGCAUUAAUCCGCACAAAGAAUUUAAGAGCUGUGGUAGAUAACAUGAAACAGUUUUACGAAGAAGAAUUAGGUCAUUUAGUUCUAAGGUUACCAGAUACCAUGAAUUUAGGCAAAGAACCAGAACAUUAUGUUGCAGAAAUGAAAUUAUUAUUACUGUUACUCCUUGGUUGUGCUGUACAGUGUCCUAAUAAAGAAAAAUUUAUUACAAAUAUUAAAAUAUUGAAUGUAGACACACAGCUUGCAAUAGUGGAAUGUAUUAAACAAGUCACAGAUAAUCAGGAUAUAGUUAUUACUCAAGAUGCAAUGGAAAAUGUAAAUAUGGGUUGUUUAUUUGUGCAACUAAAAAGAUUGACUCAAGAAUUGGAUUUAUUUCGUCAGAAAUGGAGAAAUACUGUUAUAAAUGAAAAUGUUGAAAGAAAUGAUUCGUCCAUUAGUGGAGAAGCUGAAGAAAUAAAUAAGGCACAACAAUCUAAUCUUAUUAUUAAAUCAGAGCAUGAAGAGAAUCAUCAUUAUGCUGUUGAAUUGGCUGAUUGGAAAUCAAGAGUUAGAAAACAACGUCAGGAAUUAGAAGAAAAAACUGAAGCUCUAUUAGAGUGUAAAGAAGAACUUGAAUAUCAUAAAAUGUUAGUAACUAAAUUAAAACAAGAGAAUCAAGAUUUGAUGCAUGAAGCACGCACAGCAAAAUCUUAUAGAGAUGAAUUAGAUGCGGUAAUUGAAAGAGCUGAUCGCGCUGAUCGAUUAGAAUUAGAAGUAGUAAGAUACCGGGAAAAACUUACGGACAUUGAAUUUUAUAAAACUCGUAUAGAAGAAUUACGUGAAGAUAACAGAGUUUUAAUGGAGACCAGAGAAAUGCUUGAAGAUCAAUUGAAUUCAUCGCGAAGAAGAGCAGACAAAGUGUUAGAGCUUGAAUCUGAAAUUAUUAAAUACAAACAGUUAUUGAACGACAUGGCGUUGGAACGCGCAGCUGAUAAAGAGAAGUACCAAGAAUUGGUCGAAGAAAAUACACAAUUGCAGAAAUUAACAAAAGCUGCUGCGAAUGAAGCUGCUUUAGCCGAUUCUAUAAGCGAUUCUGAAGAACCUGCACACGCUGAUAAUAGAUUAUCUGAACAGUUGACAAAUAAUGCACAAACAAGAGCACUAAAAUUAGAAUUAGAAAACCGCCGACUAGUCACUUUAAUAGAUUCUUUAAAAGAAAAUUCAUUUCACGAGACUUCGUCUCGCGUAUUAGAAUUAGAAAAGGAAAAGAAAAAACUGUCGUUAAAAAUUGAAUCAUUAAAUGACAAUAUCGAACGAUUAACGCAACAAAAUUCAGAUCUGGAACUAGUAUGGAAACAAGCUUUAGAGGAGAAUAAGAAACUACAUAACUCGUUAAAAAAUCAAAAAACGUCGUCUGAGAAACAGCAACAAGAAUUUCAAGUUCAGCAUACAAAAAUGGUAGAAUUAGAAAAAAAUUAUGAUACGGCAGUGAAAGAAAAACAACGAGUACAAACUCUGUUGGAAAGUGUACAAAGACGUGCAGAUGAUUUAGAACGUAAUUUAGAAGUUGCAAAUCAAAAAGUUGAAGAAUUAAAAAUUCUUGAAACAAAUAUACAAGAAAUUAAUUCCAAGUGUCAUGAUCUCGAAUCAAAGCUUGUAGCGACUGAAAAGGAAAAAGACAUAGCGCAACGCGAUAUACAUCGUUAUCGCGAAACAAUUGAAGAAAAAGAUGUUGCAUUAGAUAAAGCAGCAAAUAGUAUUGAAGUUUUAGAAAGGAAAGUAAAACAACUUGAAGAGGAACUUCACGAUUCUGUUACACAGAUUUCAAGGUUGCAAGAAAUUGAACGGUCUAGUAAGGAACUCGAUUCACGAGCCGCUAUUGAUAGAGAAACAUUGGAAAUUUUACAGUCUAAUUUAGUAGCUGAAAAAUUGAGUACUCAACAAUUGUACACAGUUUUAGAAAAGCUUGGGCUUAGUGAUAACAUGUUGUUAUCACUUUCAUUGGACGAUAUCCUUAAAAAAAUCGCAGAAAUUCCAGAGGUGGUUAAUUAUGUAAAAGAAUCAAACGAUUCUUGUUGCGACAAAUCAGUACCUGAGUCUGUGAACUUUGAAAACAGUGAAACUACUAAUAUUCAUAGCACUUUGGAAGCAACGGUAGAAUCACUCAAGAGGGAGCAAGAACAUUUACAAAUGAAAUUAGUUACUGCACAAACAGCAUCAGAAAAUCUGUUAUCUGAAAAUGCAAAACUUCAAGUGCAAAUAACAACAUUACAAUCUCAAAAUAACUCCUUGACAGCACAACAUACGGCCUUGCAACUUGCCAAUUCCCAGCUUGUUGCUGAGAAAGAAGAGGUGCGCAUUUAUGAUGUCGAUUUUUUUUUACUAAAACAACGUAGCACACAACAACAGGCACAUAUAAAACUUGUUCAUGAUCAAGUCACUUUACAAUCUUUACAUGAACAAUUGAAUAAUGAGUAUGAAAAUUUAUUCCAUGAACAUGAUACUCUAAAAUCAAAUCUGCGAGAUGUAAAAAAUGAAAUUAGAAUGUUACGUGAAUCUUACGAAGGAUUAAAAGAAAAGAAUAAAUUAUUGCAAACUGAAAAGGAAUCAUUGGUGAAAGACGCGAAUAGUUUAAAUAAUUUACGAGGAGAACAUUCGAAAUUAAAGGAUGACUUCAGAAAUUUAUAUACUGCUACAGAAAAGUUAAAAAUGGAAUAUAGAAAUUUGCAAGAAGAUUAUAGAAAAAAUAAAAUUGAAACUAAUCGAGUAAGCCUUAAACUAACAGAGAUGCAAGGUGAACUUAGCAGUAGAGACGAGAGAUGUUCGAAUUUAGAACUUCAAGUGAAUAAACUAAAUCAACGUUGCGAAGUGUUAUUGCAUAUGAAUUCCGGUUUAGAUAAUGAUAGAAGAUCAUUAAUGGAUCACAUUAGUUUAUUAUUUAGUCAGUAUCAUGAACUUUUGACUCAUUCCUUGGAAGAUAAAGAGCAUUAUCAUAUGGAAGAAAAAAUGUAUACAGAUACAGUGAAUUAUUUAUACAGACAAAAAGAAAAAUUAGAAGAUAAGAUCAUGGAGCAUUACAAAAAGUUGGAAAGUUGUACUGCAAAAAAGAAAGGAUUUGGAUCCAAUUUGGUACGAAGAGUUCGGAAAGCUUCAGAAUUUCUUAAUAAGAAUCGACGAUCUUGGGCAGAAGAUUCCAAACAUUCAGAAGGAAAAAUAUAUGAAUCAGAAUCUGGAGGAAAUGACUCGGAUGCUAGUACAGAAGAUCAUCGAUUAGCAGGAUCCACUAGGGGUCUUGGAUCUGAUGCAUUGUCUCUUGGUCAUCCAGGAACUAGAAGGACAGUAUAUUAUACUGAUGAUUCUCCACCCCCAUCAGCUAAUUUACCAGAACAAGGAGAUGAUAGACGUUCAAUUCUUUUGGAACAAACACCACGACCAGAAGUACAAGUAGAACCUCGACCAGUUUUGAUAUAUAACAAAGUAUCAGCAGUUAUAAACGAAUCAAAAAAUCUUAAUAAUAGCGAUAUGAAAGAUGUAGGGCAAGAAGAAAUUGUGGAAACUCCGGUCGAUAAAGAUACAAAAGCAGGCAAUCCAGUGUGGUACGAGUACGGUUGUGUAUGAUUUUAUAUUCAUUGCAUUUAUUGUGUGCUUAUCACAAAAUUUGCGCUUUUUACUGUGUAUUACAAUAAUGUAACUCUACUUUUUAAUCAUUUAAUUUAACGAAUGUUUUUUACAAUUCGUACGAUAAUUGAAUGUUUCAAAAGACUUUAUAUGAUAGUAAUUGUAAUUGAGCAUUUACGAGUUCCUAGAAAACUUUUAUGGCAGCAGUGAAUAUUGCCAAUUUAUUUUCAAAUGCAGUAUUUAUUUUACACUUGAUAUUUUUAAUAUAUCAUUUAUUAACGUGUUUUCAUACAAAUUUAUACAUUUGUUCCGAUUUAUUGUAUUUAUAAAUAGUUAAAUAAUUUAUAAAUAAUUAACUGUACAUCAGGAUAUAUGUAAUAAUACGAGAUACGCAUUUUCUUUUGAAAAUAGCGUAACGAUGUGUGUACAGUGCUAAUUACGUGACAUAAAUAUUCAACGAAUAUUGCCAAUA